Messenger RNA from Scatophagus argus, 5161 nucleotides. Its product is annotated as muscleblind-like protein 2a. The transcript has 10 exons. The coding region runs from base 755 to 1903 and encodes 382 amino acids. Gene Ontology annotation, molecular function: metal ion binding. The record is from RefSeq and is a predicted model, not a curated record. NCBI's taxonomy places the organism in Eukaryota, Metazoa, Chordata, Actinopteri, Scatophagidae.
UAUUAAUCGUGUUUAUACUUGUCAACGUACCACGGGUAACCCCUCUUCACAUUAAACUCACGAUCGUACAGUAAGCUGUCAAAGCUUGUUGCUUAAAUCUGUGCAGUGCUACAAGUAAAGAAGAAAUGAGGACGGAUAUAUUAACGAAAUAACAAGCCAUAGUCCUACGAACAGAUCAAGAAUUAAAUGGGCUGUUAAACAGAUAUUUCGGGAGCACUUGACAUCUUGUUUUCGUUACUUCAGUUGGACUGCCGUGUCGUCUGCCCUGGCUGGUGCGUGAUCCUCUGGGAAGCAGUUCAUCCGUGAUGAUGAGAUCACAAACAGGUCUUUUAGAAGAUAUCUGAACUUAAAGUCGGUCUGUCGGGCCAGACUCGGGCAUCAGCACUGGAUACCUCACCUGCGAGCCAUUUCCAUCAUUUUGCACAACGUCAGCGCCUAAAGAAAUGCUAAAAUUGAAACAGAAUAUAAGAGGACAAAAGUGACUGAGAAUGUAUUACUAAAUUGAUAAGUCUGCUGUAAAUCUCUCUCACUUGUCUGAUAUUUAUGGGCACCAGCAUUUGUGUAGUUAUUUCUGUUUGAUGGGCAACUUCUCAGUGAUUGACCAGCCUUCUGAUCUUUUCACUCCAGCUAAUGGAGGACUCACCAGGUUGUUUUAAAAGAGAACUUUGUGCAUAGAGCCCUUUUGGUGUAUGAGGCACAAGGCAAUAAGUCUGACUUUCAAAAAAUAUCACAUUUGUGAUUAUAACCUUUGGGCAUGGCGUUGAACCUGUCUUCAGUGAGGGACACAAAAUGGCUUACACUGGAAGUCUGUCGACAGUUUCAGCGAGGAAACUGUUCACGUAGUGAUGAGGAAUGCAAAUUUGCUCAUCCACCGAAGAGCUGCCAAGUUGAAAAUGGGAGAGUUAUUGCCUGCUUUGACUCAUUAAAGGGCAGAUGCUCAAGGGAAAAUUGCAAGUAUCUUCAUCCUCCUUCACACUUAAAAACCCAAUUAGAGAUAAACGGGCGCAACAAUCUUAUUCAGCAGAAGACGGCAGCCGCUGUGUUGGCCCAACAGAUGCAGCUCAUGAUCCCAGGACCCAGCCUGCAGCCUGUGGGGCUGGGCACAAACACUGGUCUUUGUUAUGGUUCAUAUGUGACACCGUUGAGCCAUGGCAUGAGCCUUGUCCCGACCGACAGCACCCCGGUUCUUGUUCCUGGGAGCCCACCUAUCACAGUCCAGGGCUCCUCUUCUUCUUCCACUUCUUCUUCCUCCUCUUCUUCUCCUUUACAGAAGCUGCAGCGAACAGACAAACUAGAGGUUUGCCGCGAGUUUCAGCGGGGAAGCUGCGCGAGAGGGGAGACAGAUUGCCGCUUUGCCCACCCCAGUGACAGUCCAAUGAUUGACACCACUGAUAACACUGUCACUGUUUGCAUGGACUACAUCAAGAGCCGCUGCUCCAGGGAGAAGUGCAAGUAUUUUCAUCCGCCUGCACACUUGCAGGCCAAAAUCAAAUCCUGUCAACAGCAAGUCAGUCACGCAGCCGUGGCAGCCCAGGCCGCAGCCGUGACUCAGUCGACUGCCAAAGCAAUGAAGCGAUCCCUCGAGGCAACUGUAGACCUGGCCUUUCCCCACAGUGUCCUACAGCCCCUACCAAAGAGACCAGCUCUUGAGAAGAGUGGUUGGACCAGCUCUCUCCUCAGCCCCAGUUUUUUGCACUACCAACAGGCUCUGGCUAGCACACAGCUUCAGCAGCCCACUGCUGCAUUUUAUCCCACAGGUUCCGUCCUGUGCAUGGCUCCCGCUAACAGCGUUGUCCCCAUGAUGUACAGUGCUACGCCUGCUACUGUCUCUGCAGCCACUUCUCCCGCCACAAGUGUCCCCUACGCAGCAACAGCACCAGCCAAUCAGAUCAUCCUCAAGUAACCGCCAGGAGCAGAAGUCAGUGCCGUGUUGCAGCUGUUAAAGACCCCAAACAGCUGCUCUGUAAAUACAACACACACAACCUGCUACAAGCUGCAUGUUGAUAACAUCACUUAUGAAAAAGCUGUAUAUAUCUCAUAACAAAUUACAUAGCUCACUUACUAAGAUUAUACUGUUAGAUAAGUGUCACAGAAGACAGAAGAUUACUGUAUGUGUGCGCCUUUGCAUUUAGCCUUUUAAUGAGCUAAAAUUCAACAUGUCGUCAGUUCACUUAUAGGAACCUCACAGACAAAAACGAACUUUUCUGAACAAAUUCAGCCAGGAAACACAUGUGCAGUGCUGUGCUGUAGUAACACCUUAAUACUACUUAAUACUAACUUACAUGGAAACAAACAGAAAUGUUGUUCAGUGACAGUUUUAGAUUGUGUAAAUAUCACAAGAGGAAGAGAUGAGCAUAACUGAUCUAAUCUGAAGUCGGUUUUCAGUGUCAGUACAUGUUCAUACCAGAUGUAAAGGGGUCCUAUAUGGGAUUGUUAAACAAUUUGUUUUUUUUUUCCUUCAUGAAUGUUUUAUGUAAACUAAGAGAACAUUUCAUCAAAUUAAUGAUUUUUUUAUAUAGUGCCAGAUUUCUUUGUUUUAUGCAAAGCACUUAUUUAAACUUUAAUCUUCAUGUUGUUAAAAUUAUGGAAGUUCCUUUAAAAUGUGCUGAGGGUCAUCUCAUCUACAUCGUCAUUACCCCAGAGAGCAGGAUCAGUGCUCCACCUUCUGGUGUGCCUUUGCAUUGCAUAUACAGUGUGUUCGCUAAGAGAAAGUGCUGUAUAAUCCAUUUGCUGCACAGACUUCUUCAAAGCAAUGAAGCAACAAUUAUUCAGACGGUGAAAUUUUCCCCUUCUAUUAUUUGCAUUAUGUCCCAGUGAUGGUUAACUUGUUGGAUUUUCUGUCAUCUUCAGCAGGAUUAAUGCCUGAAUGAGUUAACACAUUAUACAGCUCAACAAAGACACAAGGACAUUUUAGUGGGAAGAUUUUGUGAAAGGUGUAACAGUAACAUUACAGUAAUGUAAAAUCUCAACACAGCACAGCCUGUAGCAGAGUUGAGCUGUGGCUGCUAAAUGUGGCGGGACUCAGUACUGUCAGUAAUGUCAGUUAGGCUCAGCGCAGUUUCCUUAAACAAAAAUGACUCAUGAUGUCCUCCAGGUUAGUUCAGUCUUUGAAAACGUGCUCCAUAGUACUGAUAAGAAACCACAAAUUCAGAGCAUUGUUUCCUAUUUUUUUUGACAUUUGGUGCCACUGGUCAGCAGGGGUUACUUAAUUUCCUUAUAAUUCUGAGUUAGCCUGGAGGAGUGAGAGACUUUUUAGGCUCAAAAUAAGUCUGUCCUUUUUUUUAAAAAAAAAAAAAAAAAAAAAGUCUAACUUGCAUUAAACUAACCUAAGAACACAGUUCAGAUUAUUGUAACACUGCAGACUGGUAUAAAACAUCUGGUUCACUUUGAAGAUAUAGCAAACCAACUGCUCAUAAUCUAAGUAAAGUUCUUGCAAUCCUGUGAGGGUUGAGCUGAGUAGUGUGUGAACUGUAAGUCUUAAUGUUACAGUCUGUUGUCAGUGCUGUAUUUUUUGAAUGUUACAAGUGCCUAUAGAAUUGUGUGCAGAUGAGGACACCCAUGCAUAUUUAUAUGGAUUUGUUUGCAAAAUCACUCGGCAAAAUCUACUUUACUUAACUCACAUGUAGAAAGAAGUGUUUUGCAACGCUACGUCAGUGCAUUAGUUUUUUUACGUACACUCGUUUAGAUUUAGUCUUAUACAUACUUGUAUAUGUGUACCGUGUAUAACAGUUGAUAUUCACCUCGAUUUAAUUUUGCUUCUCUUUUAAGAUGAUCAUGUAUUGUAUGGCAGUGUCUCAUAAUUAGUUGUAAAACUCAGUAAAAUACUUUAUGUGGUAAAGUAGAAUUUUAAAUAGGUUGGUUUUGCAAGGCUUAGUUGUGUGUGGUUGAUACCACAUUCUGUAGUCGCCCCUUUUGGUUUGAAAUGUACAGCAGGCAGAGUGGAUAAUCGUAUCUGCGUAAUGUUCAUGUAAGAUUAUUUCGCCAUUUUGCAAACAGUGUGUGCAAACGUCAAUCUUCCCUUUAAUGUGUCUUUACAAUCAACUUAUAUAGUCGGGGUUUUGUUUUGUUUUUAUGUGAAACCAUGUGUGUAUGCUUGUGUGUGAUUAACUCGGACAAGCCACCAAUAGAUAUUGCAUUUGUUCACGAUUUAUUCAUUGUAUAACUUCAUUGUGAAAGGUUUUACACAUUAUUGGAUGGAAUAUAAGGAGUAUACUUACAUAUUUUACUAGUUUAACUUUAGAAAUGAACACUUUUAAAAUGUAUUCUCUUCUAUUUUAUGAUGGUGAUGAUGAAUGUAAUUUAUUAAACUGACUUUAGCUAUGCUGGAGGUUCCUCACAGGGCCUUGUUGUAUUAGCCUAUGAAAAGCCGUCUCGUGUCCGGGGGUGGAAUGUUGGAGCAAAGCGAAGCUUGAAACGUUUCAUCCUCGUCACUGCCUUGUCGCCUGUGAGGGACAGUGAGCCUUUGUAUGAUCAAGGCCAGAGUGUGUUGUACAGGCCACAUUUUACAAAAAAGUAACUUUCAAAUUAGUGUUAUAGUUUGAAUUGUUUUGAUGUUUUGCUGAGGCAAUCUGAAGUUGCAGUGAUUAAAAACUGUAUUUUUUCUAGGUAAUACAAUUUCUUUUUCCUUCUCACAAUAACACAUUAGAUUGUACUAUCGGAUAUUUGACUUUAUUAUGCCAUGGUGUGAAACACUGUAAGUGAUCCAGUGCAUAAAAAUCUAUUUUGGAAUGUGAGUUUUGUGUUUUAUAUGGUUUCCACUGAAUGUUAACAUCUUGCAACAAAAAUAUAAUCCACCCAGAAAGUCUGGAGUUGAUUUGUCAGUGGCUUUUAAAACUUUCAUUUUCUUUGAGAAAUGUUUAAUAUUUUUUUCCCUUAUUUAUUUUGCCUGCAAAUAAAAGGCAUAUAAUUAAAUAUUUGUUUCAACUUUUGACAAAAAGCUUGAAUGUCAUGCAGGCUGUCUGAGAUUUUGAUCGCCCAGUCAAAAAGAUACAUACGAUAAGAAUGUUUGGUCUGAGUGACUGAUGGAAAUGUUUCUCUUAAUCACUUUCAGAUGACUGAGAUGUGCUGCUUUUUGUGAACUUUGCCUUAUCUUUAAUCUAUCGCUAAGUUUGUAUUUGUUUCGUAAUUAUAAACUCCAUGUUGUCCAAUAAAUAAAAAAACA